Molecule: messenger RNA, 1763 nt
Organism: Suncus etruscus (white-toothed pygmy shrew)
Lineage: Eukaryota; Metazoa; Chordata; Mammalia; Eulipotyphla; Soricidae
Gene: FOXO6
Product: forkhead box O6
Exons: 2
Coding region: 19-1749 (576 amino acids)
Biological process (GO): regulation of transcription by RNA polymerase II
Cellular component (GO): nucleus
Molecular function (GO): RNA polymerase II cis-regulatory region sequence-specific DNA binding; DNA-binding transcription factor activity, RNA polymerase II-specific
Source: RefSeq, a predicted model, not a curated record
CCCGCGCCGGGCCGGACCAUGGCCGCGAAGCUCCGCGCGCAUCAGGUGGACGUGGACCCGGACUUCGCGCCGCAGAGCCGGCCGCGCUCCUGCACCUGGCCCCUGCCGCAGCCCGACGACUUGGCGGCCGACGAGGACGCGGGAGCGCUGGGCUCCGGGCUGGCCGAGGCUGCCGACGACUGCGGGCCGGAGCCGCGCCACCGGACCUCCGCCGCCUCCGCCGCCACCGCGGUCCCGGCGAUGGCCCCGGCGCCGCCGCUGGGCGCCGAGGUCGGGCCGCUGCGGAAAGCCAAGAGCUCGCGGCGCAACGCGUGGGGGAACCUGUCCUACGCCGACCUCAUCACCAAAGCCAUCGAGAGCGCCCCGGACAAGCGGCUCACGCUCUCCCAGAUCUACGACUGGAUGGUCCGUUACGUGCCCUACUUCAAGGAUAAAGGCGACAGCAACAGUUCGGCCGGCUGGAAGAACUCCAUCCGGCACAAUCUGUCGUUGCACACCCGCUUCAUCCGUGUGCAGAACGAGGGCACCGGCAAGAGCUCCUGGUGGAUGCUGAACCCCGAAGGCGGGAAGACCGGCAAGACCCCACGGCGCAGAGCCGUGUCCAUGGACAACGGGACCAAGUUCCUCCGCAUCAAAGGCAAGGCCAGCAAGAAGAAGCAGCUGCAGGCCCCGGAGAGGAGCCCAGACGACAGCCCCCCGGGGGCACCCGUGCCGGGGCCCGUGCCCGCCGCCGCCAAGUGGGCCACCAGCCCGGCCUCGCACGCUAGCGACGACUACGAGGCCUGGGCCGACUUCCGAGGCGGCGGGAGGCCCCUGCUCGGGGAGGCGGCCGAACUGGAGGACGAUGAGGCCCUGGAGGCCCUGGCACCUUCGUCCCCGCUCAUGUACCCCAGCCCGGCCAGUGCCCUGUCCCCCGCGUUGGGUGCACGCUGCCCCGGAGAACUACCGCGCCUGGCCGAGCUGGGAGGGCCCCUGGGCCUGCACGGAGGCGGCGGCGGCGGCGCGGGGCUGCCACCGGAGGCCCUGCUGGACAGCGCGCAGGACGCCUAUGGGCCGCGGGCCCGAGCCUCGGCACCCGCCUACUUCGGGGGCUGCAAGGGCGGCGCCUACGGAGGGGGCGGGGGCUUCGGGCCCCCGACACUGGGGGCGCUGCGCCGCCUGCCCAUGCAGACCAUCCAGGAGAACAAGCAGGCCAGCUUCGCGCCCCCUGCCGCGCCCUUCCGACCCGGACCCGGGGCGCUGCCCGCGCUGCUCCCGCCGCCGCCGCCCGCACCCAGGCCGGGCCCCGUGCUGGGCGCGCCCGGGGAGCUGGCGCUGGCGGGCUCGGCCGCCUCCUACCCAGGCAAGGGGGCCGCCCCGUACGCGCCGCCCGUGCCCUCGCGCAGUGCCUUAGCCCACCCCAUCAGCCUUAUGACGCUGCCCGGAGAGGCGGGCACGACGGCCGGCCUGCCUCCCCCGGGCCACGCCACCGCCUUCGGGGGGCCGCCCGGGGGCCUCCUGCUGGACACACUGCCCGGGCCCUACGCGGCGGCCGCUGCCGGGCCGCUGGGCGCCGCGCCCGACCGCUUCCCGGCCGACCUGGACCUCGACAUGUUCAGCGGCAGCCUCGAGUGCGACGUCGAGUCCAUCAUCCUCAACGACUUCAUGGACAGCGACGAGAUGGACUUCAACUUCGACUCGGCCCUGCCCCCGCCGCCCCCAGGCCUGGCUGGGGCGCCGCCCCCGAACCAGAGCUGGGUGCCCGGUUGAGGCUUGAGGGGGCC